This is a messenger RNA of Racocetra persica, 136 nucleotides long. NCBI's taxonomy places the organism in Eukaryota, Fungi, Glomeromycota, Glomeromycetes, Diversisporales, Gigasporaceae. The record is from the annotation of a GenBank genome assembly.
UUCUAGUGGCAUUGGUUCUGGACUUAGCAGUGAAAAGAGAACGGGAAAAGGAUCAAAAUUAAAUGAAAACCACCUGACAUUCGGACCAUUAGUUGAUGGUAUGAUAGAAUUUGACAGAAACUCGAAUAAGGCAGCC